AUGCAACUCUAUGCAAGUCUAUGCAAGUCUAUGCAAGUCUAUGCAAGUCUAUGCAAGUCUAUGCAAGUCUAUGCAAGUCUAUGCAAGUCUAUGCAAGUCUAUGCAAGUCUAUGCAAGUCUAUGCAAGUCUAUGCAAGUCUAUGCAAGUCUAUGCAAGUCUAUGCAAGUCUAUGCAAGUCUAUGCAAGUCUAUGCAAGUCUAUGCAAGUCUAUGCAAGUCUAUGCAAGUCUAUGCAAGUCUAUGCAAGUCUAUGCAAGUCUAUGCAAGUCUAUGCAAGUCUAUGCAAGUCUAUGCAAGUCUAUGCAAGUCUAUGCAAGUCUAUGCAAGUCUAUGCAACUCUAUGCAAGUCUAUGCAAGUCUAUGCAACUCUAUGCAACUCUAUGCAACUCUAUGCAACUCUAUGCAACUCUAUGCAACUCUAUGCAACUCUAUGCAACUCUAUGCAACUCUAUACAACUCUAUGCAACUCUAUACAACUCUAUACAACUCUAUACAACUCUAUACAACUCUAUACAACUCUAUACAACUCUAUACAACUCUAUACAACUCUAUACAACUCUAUACAACUCUAUACAACUCUAUACAACUCUAUACAACUCUAUACAACUCUAUACAACUCUAUACAACUAUAUACAACUCUAUACAACUCUAUACAACUCUAUACAACUCUAUACAACUCUAUACAACUCUAUACAACUCUAUACAACUCUAUACAACUCUAUACAACUCUAUACAACUCUAUACAACUCUAUACAACUCUAUACAACUCUAUACAACUCUAUAUAA
This is a messenger RNA of Helobdella robusta, 786 nucleotides long. RefSeq lists its product as hypothetical. The transcript has a single exon. The coding region runs from base 1 to 786 and encodes 261 amino acids. The record is from RefSeq and is a predicted model, not a curated record. NCBI's taxonomy places the organism in Eukaryota, Metazoa, Annelida, Clitellata, Rhynchobdellida, Glossiphoniidae.